This is a messenger RNA of Bombina bombina (fire-bellied toad), 2165 nucleotides long. It is a transcript of the gene KRCC1, whose product is annotated as lysine rich coiled-coil 1. Lineage: Eukaryota; Metazoa; Chordata; Amphibia; Anura; Bombinatoridae. Gene Ontology annotation, molecular function: nucleic acid binding; zinc ion binding. The coding region runs from base 1 to 1566 and encodes 521 amino acids. The record is from RefSeq and is a predicted model, not a curated record. The transcript has 6 exons.
AUGAGGGGUUCGUUGUUACAGCCCCUUGCACAAUUUGUGGACUUUGAUUUACAACCAUUGGUGAAAACUAUGAAGUCGUACGUACAAGACUCUAAUGAUUUUAUUACACGGAUUACAAAACUCGAUAACAUUGAUCGAUCUGACUUGCUGGGUAAGAAACAUGCACAGAGAGUCCGUCUUUAUUUUCAAAGAAAUGAACAGGAAGAGCUGUCAAAUAAAAAGCAGAAAUUAGAUCAUAUUAAUUUUCAGGUGGAUGGAGGUGGUGCGUUCGAUAAAAACAAAUUUUGCAGCCUCUGCAAUAUGGUCUUUAGCUCACCGGUUGUUGCUCAGUCACAUUAUGUGGGGAAAAUCCAUGCCAAAAAACUUAGACAGUUACCUGGAGAAAACAUUCAGGGACUUUCACAGACUGAUGAGAUGCCAUCCCCAGUAGUGUCACAGCCUCCUAACACAGCUGUCCCACCUGUGACAAUGACCAGCCAUUCCCAGACCUUUGUUUUAAGUCAGGAGGAUCUGAACUCAGAGCAGCCCUCUUUCCCGGACAAUGAAGCAGAUCUAAGUGACCCUGACAAGUAUUGUAAACUCUGCUGUGCUUCAUUCAAUAAUCCAUUGGUGGCACAACAGCACUAUAAUGGAAAAAAACAUGCGAGGAAUGAGGCUCGGAGGAAAAUGAUGGAAGAGUUGGAGGAGACUGGUGUUCCCAUGGAGGCAAAUGGAUGUGAUGGAAAAUAUGUGUGUCCAAUCUGCAGUGUUUCCCUUACAUCAAUUGAAAUGUACCAGUCUCACAUGCAAGGGAAUAAGCAUCUGACUAAAGAAAAUAUGGUGGCCAAUUUAAUGAAAACUUCUAAGAAGAAUUAUGAUUCUUUUCAAGAUGAAUUGGCUGACUACAUUAAAGUUCAAAAGGCAAGAGGCCUAGAGCCAAAAACCCAGUUUAGGCAAGAAAAAGAUCAGACUGAUAGCUGUGAAUAUGAGGAGGAAGAGGAGUUUAAUAGCAGAUCUCCACGAGAACAUACAAAACAAGGUGCUCCUUACAAAAAUUUUGAUCCCCAUUCCACAAAUUAUCCAGCAUACAAUACCAAACAUCCGGCAGUUAACAGGGUACCAGCUUGGCCAUCACAAUGGGAAAAAGUUUACAGAUCUCACAAUCCAGACAAGGGUCAGUUUAUUAAUAUGCAAAAAGUUCAUCAUAGAGCCCAUACUCCAUCGAGUCUGGAUUCCAGUGAUGACCACAAAGGGUCAUCCUCAGAUGAAAGUAGUGACUCCCACAGAAAAGACAGAAAACAUAAAAGGAAGCACCGCAAAGAGAGUCGACACAGAGGUGUUGAGAAAUUCAAAAGGGAGGAUGAGAGUGUAGAGAGGAAAAAAAGAAAAAUUGAGGCUGAUAAAUUAGAAAGUGAAAAAGCAAAGAAAGAGACAGAGCCAUCUGACAAAUCUAAACACAGAAGAGACAAGAAAAAGAAAGAGGAACAGACUGUUAAAGACAGCAAAAAACACAAGAAGGUCAAAAAGGAGGGGGACCAAAGAACAGAAGAAGAAAUUCUCUGGGAUGAAUCUAUUCUGGGAUUUUAAAAUCAUUGGGAGGUGUGGAAUGGACAAAAUUGCAACCUAUCCUUAUUCAACUUUCAGAGGAGAAUAACAUGUAUAAUGUUCUUGAAAAUGAUCAGAGAUAUGGGUUUAGUAGGAAAAUGACUCCCACUGUCUGGAUAUAUUCCAUUUUAGAAAUAUAUUAAUCAUACUGUGAAAGAGACCUAACAGAGGAAGGGAUGUGGCAGUAUGAAAUUUGCAUUGUGUUUUGUAGAGCUGUUUUCUUAAGUUAUUUUAAUUAUUAUUUUUGUUUGAUCAACAUUUGUUCUCUCUUGGUUGAUUUUUUGUUUCUAGUGAAAGACUGUAGAAACUGGUAUUUUUUUCCUACUACCCACAUUUUCUUUAUGACCUGUUCUGCCUGCUGCUAUAUAAAAAUUAAUAUUACAAGAGAAAAACAUAUAUAAUUUUGAUGUAAACUCUAAGUGAGUAACUUUUCUAUCAGUAAAAUAACCAUCUAGACAUUUAUUUGUCCAAUUUACUUUUUAUACUCAAAUAAGGGUCUGUCUAUUUUAUAUUCUGUUACUAAUGAGGUUGUAUAUAUAAAGUAUUGACAGAUGAGAAAAAAUCUAAAUCCUACCUCUAAA